UCGCGUCUCGGCGCCACAUUCCAGAAGUUUCUAAACGCCGGUCAACGACCCCGGAGGGCCGAGGCGUGGCGAGGCAGCCAGACGAUAUCCUUCAUCCCCACCGCCCUCAUCCGCAGAGACAAGACAUACGGGAAGGAUAGAGAGCGGAGGAGGAGGAGGAGGAGGAGGAGGAGGAGAGUGUGUGAGUGAGUGAGUUCUUCGGAGAAGAAGAAGAACCAGUGUUUGUUUGGACAUAGUGUCUCUGAGAGCGAGAGAGCUGAUCCAAGGUCAAGGCCUCCUCCAACCCUCCUGCAGUCACAUGUCAGCAGGGAGCUCCACCCCUGGAGGUCGCUGCUGUUGCUACUCCAGCUGAGCGACCCACAUACUUGAACGUUGACUCCGAGAAACAACCCAGACUGAGAAAUUCAGCAAAGAAGAGACAGAUAGAAAGAGACAGAGAGAAAGAGGGAAUUCUCUCCGAUCAUCUUCCACCGAGUCCACCUUCUGGGCCGUUUCCAGUGUGCCGGGAUUCCAACACAUUUCUCCCGUGUGCCGUGUUUUGGUCUCCGUCUCUCCCCGGAGGUGGCAGUCGGCCCUCCAGACAGCAGAGGCGUCUCUCUUAAUCCAUGAGUGAGCUUUGCCUUGCUUAGACAGAAGGUCUAAGGGCGGCGGGACAAACCCACCUCCAAGAUGCCGGCGAAAACGCCCAUGUACCUAAAAACCACGACUCCCAGGAGGGGGAAGAAGCUGAGGCUGCGGGACGUGCUCUCAGGCGACAUGAUCAGCCCCCCGCUGGGCGACGUCCGCCACAGCGCCCACGUGGGUCCCGAGGGCGAGGGCGACAUGUUCGGAGACGUGGGCUUCCUCCAGGGCAAGAUGAACAUGCUGUCGUCGCUGAACCGGCCGCAGAACAACAACGGGCGCUCGCACAGCAUGGAGCGGUGCCUCGACGAGGGCUUCGCCUCCACCCAGAAUGCGCACGACUACUCCUACAACGGACACCACUACCACCACUCCGCCGCGGGCCUGCUGAAGACCACCAUCUCCAUGCCCGUGUUCAUCGCCCAUGAGCAAGCGCCGCCCAAACCCCCGCGGCUGCACCUCGACGACCCCACCACCACCACCGCCACCACCACCACCACCACCACCUCUCUGAGCUCCCACUUCCACCAGCUGCCGGACUGCCACACCCAGAGCAACACGCACAGGUAUGCCCAGAGCAACGGCUUCAGCCAGGGAUACCACCAGUACCAACAGCAGCACCCGGUGCUGUACCACUGCGAGAACGGCGGGGUAGGCCGCCUGGCAUCCGAGCCCUGCCGCGACAUCUCCAUAUCCCCCGCCCUCCGCAGGCUGGUCCCGUCCUCCGGCUCCUUCUCGGAGGUGUCCUCGGAGGACUCGGCCUCGGAUACCUGCGGGCCCCUGGAGCCCCGGCAGGGCCUCAGCCUGGACUCGGACGCCGGGCUCAGCAACGAGGACCUGCGGAGCGAGCGGAGCGACUCGCCCUGCGCCACGGGUCACGCGGUGGGCUCCGCUUCCUUCCCAUCGCCCUCCUUCUCAUCCUCGUCCCCCGCGGGCAUGUCCCGGUCGGGCUCUAUGGCCGGGCUGGACCUGGAUCUGGGGCCGUCCAUCCUGGAGGAUGUGCUGAGUAUCAUGGACCGCUACAAGACAGUGGAUGACCGCUGUGAGCUGUGAAGGAUGGGGUGUAUGUGUGUGUGUGUGUGUGGGGGGGGGGGCAGUUGACGAGCUCACAAAGCGUGUUUAUUGACACUUGGUGUAAGUGACGCUUUGAAAGUCUGCGAAGAGACCAUUGGACAAUAGGGAGGGGAGGGCGUGUCUGAUUUAAAGGGACAGUACAGCAUUUGUAAAAUAGAAACAUACCAAAAGGGGCGAAGAAUGUCAAUGAACACAGGUGCCAGAGGCGCCGCCAGGGGACUUUGUGUUGAUGUCGUCCCACACUACAAAAGCCGAGGCAAUGGACUGGUCCUUAUGAGCCUUGUCUUCUUUUAGAGCUGACCCAUCUUCGAAGAUGGCCUGUUUUGACUGCAUCCAUUUUUUGAGCAAGCCUCUUCAAAAGA
Molecule: messenger RNA, 2057 nt
Organism: Lampris incognitus (smalleye Pacific opah)
Lineage: Eukaryota; Metazoa; Chordata; Actinopteri; Lampriformes; Lampridae
Exons: 1
Coding region: 670-1674 (334 amino acids)
Source: RefSeq, a predicted model, not a curated record